Molecule: messenger RNA, 797 nt
Organism: Sphaeroforma arctica JP610
Lineage: Eukaryota; Ichthyosporea; Ichthyophonida
Product: ubiquitin-conjugating enzyme E2-17 kDa
Exons: 5
Coding region: 99-548 (149 amino acids)
Biological process (GO): protein polyubiquitination; ubiquitin-dependent protein catabolic process
Cellular component (GO): nucleus
Molecular function (GO): ubiquitin conjugating enzyme activity
Source: RefSeq, a predicted model, not a curated record
CGAGCCGCGACAACUCGAUUAUAUCCCCACAAGCGAAAGAAACAAACACAGAACGUUCGCACAGGUACGAAGUUCGCAUACAUAUAUAUAUAUACACAAUGGCUUUGAAGAGAAUCAGCAAGGAACUCAGAGAUCUCGAGAGAGACCCUCCCGCCAACUGCAGUGCAGGGCCCGUGGGUGACGAUCUAUUUCACUGGCAAGCAACCAUUAUGGGUCCCCCCGACUCUCCAUACCAAGGCGGCGUGUUCUUCUUGAGCACCCACUUCCCCACAGAUUACCCAUUCAAGCCACCUAAAGUGCAGUUUACCACGCGCAUCUACCAUCCCAAUAUUAAUAGCAAUGGAUCCAUCUGUCUGGAUAUUCUAAGAGAUCAAUGGAGUCCCGCCCUUACUGUGUCGAAGGUGUUACUGUCUAUAUGCUCCUUGUUGACAGAUGCGAACCCCGAUGACCCUCUAGUACCCGAGAUUGCGCACACCUACAAACAAGACCGAACUAAAUACAACGCCACAGCUAGAGAAUGGACCCGUAAAUAUGCUAUGGGCCAGUAAAAGCUUUAAACAUACCACUGAGAUAAGGUUCGCACACAAGGGCAACUAAGUGUGAAGCGAGGUCGUAGAGUUGCUCUUAUGCUGAUGUAUGUGCAAAACCAAGCAAGGCCUGGGCGUGCAACAGAAGGGCCAAGCUAUUCCGGAUUGGUUCCGGGGGUGGUAAUCACAGGCUAGGCUUCGAUUACCCUACUGUAAAAAAAACUCUACGGAUUAACGAAUUGUCUUGCAUAAAUAUAAGCACUUAGAAAA